This is a messenger RNA of Mizuhopecten yessoensis (Yesso scallop), 904 nucleotides long. Its product is annotated as mitochondrial amidoxime-reducing component 1-like. The annotation marks the transcript as partial. The record is from RefSeq and is a predicted model, not a curated record. Lineage: Eukaryota; Metazoa; Mollusca; Bivalvia; Pectinida; Pectinidae. The transcript has 3 exons.
CCCUGGUUCCCUUUAUCUCAUUUAAAGUACUACAGCCCUAGUGUAUACAGGGCACUGGUAGUCUACCUUGUCGAUGUGAAACAAAAUACACAUAGAUGUAUGUGUGUGAGGCCUAUACAUGGCCUAUAGUAUGAAUGUUUCACAGUGAGCACGAUCACUUUAAACUCUCUUGGUAUAAAAGGUUACGUGGGUAACAAGAAGAAUCAUUGACACGGAAGUGAAACAUAAAAAGCAGAUGAACAACCCUCAGUAUUUCGUCACAAACACGUUUCACUCCCCAUGAGUCAAGGUCAUUACUAUCCUUUUCUGGUAGGUUACGAUGUUGUCCCUCCUUGAAGAUGAUGCGACGACGACGUUUGUUAGUCUGAUCGGCGCCUCCGUGCUGAAGUAUGGCUUCACCUCGUGGCUAGCUUUAAAUCGACCAAAGGUAUACGAGAAGGUCGGAAGAGUGUCAAGUCUGCAACUUUACCCGGUGAAAUCAUGCCGGGGUCUGGACGUCAAAACAGCCGAAUGUACAUUAACAGGAUUGCGUCAGUAUGGCGUCACGGACAGGCAUUGGAUUCUAAGUUCCAGAGAAAACACUUGGAUCAAUGCUAACAAGGAGCCGAAGCUUUUACUUGUGACCGUGAAGUUGCACGAUGAUAAGGUGGAGAUGACCGCCCCAGGGAUGGAACCGCUCAUGGUACCCAUCACUCCCAAACUCGACCAAGCAAUGGUCCGCCAUAUUGGGACUGGCCCGCUAGCCAUAGACACGUUGGAUUGCGGUGACGAGGCUGCGGCCUGGUUUGCCAAACAUACGGGGCGGCAGGGGGUCCGACUUAACUACUCUCAUCCUGAACUGGCAAAACGGGAAUCGAUCAGUUUCAAGUACCCAUGGGAACACUAUGCGCUGCCCGGAGACCAG